AUGAUCGCGAUCAAGUCCGAGCAGCCGCUGCCAGCGGAGGGCGCGGCCCGGGGCGAGGGCGCGCGGGGGGAGGGCGCGCGGGGGCCGCUCGUGCGCUCGUCCGCCGUGAGCCAGAAGUCUGUGGAGCUGGUGCUGCCCGAGGGCUCCGGCAACCCGCUGCACCGCUCGCGUCUCGCGCCGCAGCGCUCCACCACCUCCGAGACGCAGUCCACGGGGAAGAAGAUCAUCAGCCUAAGAAAAACUAAGAACCAGUCGUCGAUCGAGUCAACGAUGAGCCUGCCGAACCAGAAGUCGCUGGAGAAGAAGCACGGCAGCCUGCGGCACCAGAAGGCGGUGGCCGUGUCGGAGGUGGCGCUGAGCGCGCCGCCGCUGGCCGACGACCGCAAGGCGCUGCGCGAGGCGCUCUACCAGGGCAUCUUCCACCGCCACCGCCGGACCAUCUUUGCCGUCGGCUCCUUCCUGCGCAUGCUCAAGAGCAAGACCUCCAACUACGACUCCAUCCGGUCCGACUCCGACGAGAUAUAGCCCCCGCGAGCGGCGAACUUUUCUAAUUUUAUAGGGGAAUUAUUGAAAAAGUGAAAUACAUGGUGCCAUAGACUGAUCGACUGAUCACACUUUUUUGUAUAAAGUGAACGGUUUUUGGAGGCGGAAUAAAAAUGUUGUUGUUAGAUUCUAUUUGGAUGACUUUUAUUUUUAAUAAAUGUUCCUAAUUUUAAUAAUGUGAUUGCCAUUAAAUUACUGUGUUUGUGAACCUAGCUUGGUAGGUUUAGCGCAAAACAAUAAAAUGAUGAUUACGAUGGCACGAUGGCGUAAUAAUAUUAUUUUUAGAAAGGUAUAUUCUUGUUAAUUUUCUGCCAUUAAUUAUAAUACUAGGCCAGGUGCGCAAAGCAAUUGUUGUUAUUUUGUCGUAAAACUAACUAUCGAAUAAUUAAUUAAAGAAAGUGACAUUAUUACAAUACAUUGAACAACGCGGAUUCGGGUGUUUUCGAUAUAAUAGACAUCAUCAUUUUUGUCAAAAUCGUCCAAUCGUAAUACAUUUCGAUUAGAAUAUUUGCGACUAAACCACUGUUUCACCCAUGUCUCAUCUAGAACAUAAAAACUGAUUAUGUAGGUAGGAUUUCUAUCUCACACAUAGGAACCUAACCUUUGCCCGAAACAUUUGAAACAGGCAACAAAUCAGCAUUUCAUCGCUGACUAUUUUGCUUCGAAUAUUGACUUCAAUUAAUUGAACGACUUGGGGCCAUGUGGAGUAUAGAGAAUGGGUUGAGUCGUGCAUGGCACGAGGCGGUAUGAUUGGCAAACGUUAUAAAAAUGGAUAACCCAAGGAACAUACAGUGCUUCUUUAAAGCCUAACCUAAGUAUACUUGGUAUGAAGGAAUAAAUAUUAGUUAGGCGAAUGGCGCAUUACGAUUAUCUUGCAGCAUACAUAUAUGUAUAAGAAAAACUAUGUUGUAAGUGCAAUUUUAAGUGACCAUGCAUCUCUUACAAAAACAAUACACAGUAGCACGAUUAUAAAAUCAAAUAAGUAGGUAACUACUUACGUAAAUUGGAAAAUUGAUAUUCAAGUGUUCGCCGAAGCUCAUGCAAUGGCUACACCAACUUUUCGCCAUUGAUUUUAUGUCAAAAGUAAAAUUCAACGUGAAACUGAACUCUAGAUUCGGUAAUCGUUUCUAAAUCCAGCCUGAAAAAAAGGUCAUAAUCUACCAAAUUAUAUGCAGCAAUUUUAAAUUCAGCUGAUAG
Molecule: messenger RNA, 1740 nt
Organism: Plutella xylostella (diamondback moth)
Lineage: Eukaryota; Metazoa; Arthropoda; Insecta; Lepidoptera; Plutellidae
Source: RefSeq, a predicted model, not a curated record